This is a messenger RNA of Papaver somniferum (opium poppy), 2206 nucleotides long. RefSeq names its product endoribonuclease Dicer homolog 1-like. Gene Ontology annotation, biological process: siRNA processing. The coding region runs from base 1 to 2079 and encodes 692 amino acids. NCBI's taxonomy places the organism in Eukaryota, Viridiplantae, Streptophyta, Magnoliopsida, Ranunculales, Papaveraceae. Gene Ontology annotation, cellular component: cytoplasm; nucleus. The transcript is spliced from 7 exons. Gene Ontology annotation, molecular function: RNA binding; ribonuclease III activity; protein binding. The record is from RefSeq and is a predicted model, not a curated record.
AUGGUACGUGUACCCUUGGAUCCCGAGUUCGUGGAGUACCGCUCAGCUUUGUGCAUAACUUUGGUAAACACUUCAAGGACAACUUUUUUCACAAAAUCUCCUGAGCUUGUGAAUCAUGGUUUAAGUCAUAAGUUUCCUCAUGGUGUGGAUUUGAUUUACAAAAAACAACCUCUUAUUAGAGGACGAGGUGUUUCGUAUUGUAAGAAUCUUCUCUCUCCCCGAUUCGAACAUUCUGAAGCGCAUGAAGAUGAGUCGGAUGAAAAUCUUAACAAAACAUACUAUGUUUUCCUCCCCCCGGAGCUGUGUUUUGUACAUCCACUUCCUGGGUCACUUGUACGAGGAGCCCAAAGGUUGCCUUCAAUUAUGAGGAGAGUUGAAAGUAUGCUUCUUGCAGUUCAGCUGAGGGAUAGUAUUAACUAUCCAAUUGCUGGUUCCAAGAUCUUGGAAGCAUUGACUGCUGCGUCAUGUCAGGAGACAUUCUGUUACGAAAGAGCUGAGUUACUUGGAGAUGCUUACUUGAAAUGGAUUGUAAGCAGAUUUCUAUUCCUAAAAUAUCCACAAAAACACGAGGGCCAGCUUACAAGAAUGAGGCAACAGAUGGUUAGCAACAUGGUACUUUAUCAGUGUGCUCUGAAUAGAGGUCUUCAGUCAUUUAUCCAAGCUGAUCGAUUUGCUCCAUCUAGAUGGUCUGCCCCUGGCGUUCUUCCUGUAUUUGAUGAGGAUACGAAGGACACCGAGUCUACCUUAUUUGAACCCGAGAGCAACUCUUCUGAUCCACAUAAGGUUGCCCUAGAUAACAACGGAUAUGAGGAUGAUGAUAUGGAAGAUGGUGAGGUUGAGGUUGAGAGUGACUCUAGCUGUUACAGGGUCCUCUCUAGCAAAACACUGGCAGAUGUUGUCGAAUCCCUGAUUGGGGUAUAUUAUGUUGAAGGUGGGAAGAAUGCUGCACACCAUCUUAUGAGUUGGAUCGAGAUAGAGGUGGAAUUUGACCCUGAGGAGGUGGAUGCUGUUAAAAAGCCGUGUAGUGUUCCAGAUAGUGUUCUGAAAAGUGUCAACUUUGAUGCUUUAGAAAGUUCAUUGAAUAUUAAGUUCCACGAUAAGAGCCUGUUAUUGGAAGCCAUUACUCAUGCUUCACGGCCUUCAGCUGGGGUUUCUUGUUAUCAACGUCUGGAAUUUGUUGGUGAUGCUGUCUUGGAUCAUCUAAUUACAAGGCACUUGUUUUUUAUGUACACCGAUCUACCCCCAGGGCGUUUGACAGACUUAAGAGCUGCUGCUGUAAACAAUGAGAAUUUUGCACGCGUUGUUGUUAAGCACAAGCUUCAUUUGCACCUCCGACAUGGGUCAAGUGCCCUUGAAGCUCAGAUUCGGGACUUUCUGAGAGAUGUUAAAGAUGAAUUGUUGAAGCCAGGGUUCAACUCCUUCGGUGUAGGAGAUUGCAAAGCUCCCAAAGUUCUCGGAGACAUCUUUGAAUCCAUAGCUGGUGCUAUUUUUCUAGACAGUGGACGAGAUACCUCUGUUGUGUGGAAGGUGUUCCAACCUUUGAUGCAUCCAAUGGUGACCCCAGAAACACUUCCAAUGCAUCCGGUUAGGGAACUCCAAGAGCGUUGCCAACAACAAGCUGAAGGCCUUGAAUAUAAAGCUACUCGGAGUGGAAAUUUGGCUACUGUUGAGGUGUAUAUCGAUGGUGUACAGAUUGGGAUUGCUCAAAACCCACAAAAGAAAAUGGCUCAAAAAUUAGCUGCAAGGAAUGCACUUGUUGUUCUAAAAGAAAAGCAAGAGAUUGAAGAAAAGGAGAAGGGUGAGAAUGGGAAGAAGAAGAAUGGCAAUCCAGCAUUUACUAGACAGACUCUUAAUGAUAUAUGCUUACGGAGGCAAUGGCCAAUGCCUCAAUACCGGUGUGUUGAUGAGGGUGGCCCUGCACACGCGAAGAAAUUCACAUACUCCGUACGUGUGAAUACUACUGAUAAGGGAUGGACAGAUGAUUGCAUUGGGGAGCCAAUGCCAAGUGUGAAAAAGGCCAAGGACUCUGCUGCGAUUCUUCUCUUGGAGCUUUUAAACAAGUUGUAUCCAAAUCCAUGAACAAUUUCAACAGGUGCUAUUAGGAUUUAUGCAUCGACAAUUCAUUGGUGUAACUGGCCAAAAUCUAGAAGUUGUCAUACUUCUUUUUAGAAGUAUAUUAUAUGUAGUGAUAAAACUGCUCUUAACC